UCAAUACUGUCACUUUCCCACACAAGAGAGCGGUAUUUCUUGGGGAGAUUCCGGAGAAUUUUUCAUAGUCUCUGAUGAAAUCUAGCACAGGAUACCUUUAAAGGGAGCUCCUGUAGGGGAGGGGAGGAAGCCAGAAGCAAGAGCUCAGUUACAUAACAGUUACCUAAAAGGAAAUAUCCCACACCAAGAAGCUGUCCAGAUGUUGCAGGCUGGAGAGGAGAGGCUGGGAGAAGGCUCUGCUGCCUAUUGCCUGAGGACCAGAGUAGCCGAGAGGCAACAUUAUGGAAAGAUUUGUUGUUGGUAUUGAAGUAAUAGCUCUGAGAUUUCCUGGGUAAUGAACCGCAUCAGUUAUCUGAAGAGGAGGUGACCAGGCAGCUAGCGGGCAACCAGCGCUCCCCCUGCGCAAGCUUCUGCCCUAGCCCUAGGGGCCACUCCUGCACAGCACCAGUUCGCCAUGAUCGCCACCGGUGGCCUGCUGAGGAUAUCCGCCAGAAAGCAGGAUCCGCUCCGGCCCCCCAGCCAGGUCCCUAAACGCAAGAAGAAAGCCAAGAAGAGGCGUAAAAACGACGUGGUGGUGGUGAAAGGCAAGCUGAAGCUUUGCUCUAUCUCGGGCCUCAUUGCCCUUUGCGGGAUCCUAGUGUUGUUGGUGGGCAUAGCCAUGGCCGUGGUGGGCUACUGGCCAAAAGCCAGCGCAGCCAACAACAGAGGGGGGAGCAAGCAGUUACUGCCCCUGGGCAGUAGCCAUCGCACGGCGACCAUCAGCAACAGCAGCAGUGGCAGCAAAAACCCAACUAGGAGCCACUCUGGGGCGCCAGGGGGCAUCAACUCCAGUUCUGUGGGCGGGCCCAGGAGUUCGCCCCCUGCUCGGUCUGCGGCCACCUCCUCUUCUUCCACCUCCACGUCGGUGGGCUUCUUCUUCCGAAUCUUCUCAGGCUACUUGCACUCAGACAAGCUUAAGGUCUUUGGGCCCCUCAUCAUGGGUAUAGGCAUCUUCCUCUUCAUUUGUGCCAACGCAGUCCUCCACGAGAACAGGGACAAGAAGACCAAGAUUAUCAACCUGAGGGACCUCUAUUCUACUGUCAUCGACGUGCACAGCCUCCGCGCCAAAGACCUGGCAGCGGCAGCGGCUGCGGCUGCAGCGGCAGCGGCCUCCUCCUCCUCCUCUACCGCCGCCCCCAGCUCUGCACCCCCGGGGGCAGCACCGCUCAAUGGAUUUCUCAGCUACGUGCAAUCUCGGGGCCUGGAGCUGAAGCCCGGCAGCUGCGCCGGCUCUGCAGAUGCCUUCGGGGCUGCUGCAAUGCUGGCCAGGGGCUCAUGGCCCCACCCCGUCGGGCGGGGUGGAGGCGGCGGUGGGACUCGGGAGGCAGGGUCGCCGCCAGACCUGGCGUCCUCUCCGCGCUGUCUGCGGGAGCCCCCGAGCCUGGCCGAGGCUGUGUACAGCAUCUACCGCGAGCGCUCCAGUGGGGCUGGCCGUCGCCGGACCACAGUGGCCGCGGUGGCUGCGGCCACUGCCACCGUCACCGCGGCCGCCAGUGGCAGUAGCAGCCCGGCGCCCUGCAGCCCAACCGGGAGUUGGGGGCGCCAGAGCACCGCCAGCUCCCUCGUGGGCUCCUCGCUGAGCGCUUUCGCGCUACUGCCUUUGCAAGGGGACCCGGACAGAGACAGGGAUUCGGAGGGCGCAAGCUGCAGCUGGCACAGGCCUCCCGGGGAACGCGGCUCCCGGGAUCUCCCUCGGGGAGAACUAGACCUGAGUUUGACGGACCUCCGGGGAGCCGAGGGCGGUGCGCGUUGGGCGUCCUGCGAGCCAGAUGAACCCGAGGGCGCGGCGACAGCACGCACCGCCAGGGGGCAGGGCGGCCGCCUGCCCAGGACCGGCAGGUACGCGGCCUGGCGCCGCCGCAGCACUAGUGGGCUCCUGAACUACCGGGCGCCGCCGUCCCCCGAGCCCCCGCCCACCCCGGGAGCGGCAGACAUGGACUCCGGGCUUCCAGGUUCAGCCGCCGCCGCGCCCUCGCUCCCUCUGCGUCCCAGGGACUCGCCCGGCGUCCGGCGGGACUCCAACAGCUCUCAGUCAGAUGACCAGUCCAGCAGCAAUAAGGGCUACGCUCCUUUGAAGGAGGCUGACACCUCUGUGGAGUCGGUCGUGGACGUUGUGGCCAGGAAAAGGCUAGACUGUGUGGACGCCGCUGAUGCGGGUACAGAGCACAGCUCCCUGGAGGGUCCCAGCACAGAACCAACUAAGGCGGAGCAGCAGCCUCUGCCUGGGCAGAGGCAGUUUACAAACAAGGAGAAACUCUUCCUGAUUUCCAGGUCCCACACCACAGGAAUAGAGGACCCUGAACUGGAAAACUCUUCCACCUAGGUGGGGGUGGGGGGCGCAGGAAAAGGAGACGCAGGGGGUAGAGUCCCACUGAAUCCCUGCAUAAAAAGCCCCAACCCUACCCUGAUUCCUUGGUGGACAGGUCCAAGGAAACCAUUCAAUACCCAAAGAGCUGCAGAAUGCUGCCCUUGAAUUUGCGUUCACAAGAUUUCCUGUAGAUAACUCCAUGAUUUUUUUUUAAAGCCAAGUCGUCUUUUUAUGUCCGAUGGUGAUUGUAACUUCCAUGAAAACCAAAUGUAUUAAAAGAUCACAAUCUAGUUCAUUAGAUGAUAUCUCUUAAUUUUCUUAGGAUCAAAAUAAUAUAUUUUUGACAGUAACUGCACUUUACUCCAUUUUUUCCUUUGCCCUCCCAACGCCCAACUUGCCUAGCCCCUGCACCCUGCUGCUGACUUAGUCCGUAGAUGCUUGUGAAUGAACAAGCUUUUUUAUGUCUGCCCUCUUCCAUAACCUAGAAGGGGCUGUGUCAGUUCUCUUAGAACUGAUCUUUCUAGGUGGAGGCAAAGCCCAAAACACAAGUAUUCAGGAAAAAGGCUUCCCUUGUCUGACCCUGCUCUGCUCCGAGGCUCUUCAAAGGACUCUUUUUUUU
Messenger RNA from Acomys russatus (golden spiny mouse), 2966 nucleotides. It is a transcript of the gene Tmem200c, whose product is annotated as transmembrane protein 200C. NCBI's taxonomy places the organism in Eukaryota, Metazoa, Chordata, Mammalia, Rodentia, Muridae. The coding region runs from base 455 to 2362 and encodes 635 amino acids. The record is from RefSeq and is a predicted model, not a curated record. The transcript is spliced from 2 exons.